CGCUCCCCGGACCCCGACCCCAGGAUGAAGGACCGGCUGGAGCAGCUCAAGGCCAAGCAGCUGACUCAGGAUGACGACACGGAUGAGGUCGAGAUUGCGAUUGACAACACGGCUUUCAUGGACGAGUUCUUUUCUGAGAUUGAGGAAACGCGGCUCAACAUUGACAAGAUCUCAGAGCACGUGGAGGAGGCGAAGAAACUCUACAGCAUCAUCCUCUCAGCGCCCAUUCCAGAGCCGAAAACCAAGGAUGACCUGGAGCAGCUCACAGCUGAGAUCAAGAAGAGGGCCAACAACGUGCGGAACAAGCUGAAGAGCAUGGAGAAGCAUAUUGAAGAAGAUGAGGUGCGGUCAUCAGCAGACCUCCGGAUACGGAAAUCCCAGCACUCUGUCCUCUCCCGGAAGUUUGUGGAGGUGAUGACGAAAUACAACGAGGCUCAGGUGGACUUCCGAGAACGCAGCAAGGGGAGAAUCCAGCGGCAGCUCGAGAUCACCGGCAAAAAGACGACCGAUGAGGAGCUGGAGGAGAUGCUGGAGAGUGGCAACCCUGCCAUCUUCACUUCCGGGAUCAUCGACUCCCAGAUUUCCAAGCAAGCGCUCAGUGAGAUUGAGGGGCGACACAAGGACAUCGUGCGGCUGGAGAGCAGCAUCAAGGAGCUUCAUGACAUGUUCAUGGACAUCGCCAUGCUGGUGGAGAAUCAGGGUGAGAUGCUAGAUAACAUAGAGCUGAAUGUCAUGCACACAGUGGACCAUGUGGAGAAGGCCCGCGACGAGACUAAAAAGGCUGUGAAAUAUCAGAGCCAGGCCCGCAAGAAAUUGAUAAUUAUCAUUGUGGUAGUGGUUGUGUUGCUGGGCAUUUUAGCAUUGAUAAUUGGACUUGCCGUGGGGCUGAAAUAAAGGCGGCCUCGAGGCUGCUGCACUGA
Messenger RNA from Elephantulus edwardii (Cape elephant shrew), 920 nucleotides. RefSeq names its product syntaxin 3 (gene STX3). Lineage: Eukaryota; Metazoa; Chordata; Mammalia; Macroscelidea; Macroscelididae. The coding region runs from base 25 to 894 and encodes 289 amino acids. Gene Ontology annotation, molecular function: SNARE binding; SNAP receptor activity. The transcript is spliced from 10 exons. Gene Ontology annotation, cellular component: synaptic vesicle; plasma membrane; SNARE complex. The record is from RefSeq and is a predicted model, not a curated record. Gene Ontology annotation, biological process: intracellular protein transport; synaptic vesicle fusion to presynaptic active zone membrane; exocytic insertion of neurotransmitter receptor to postsynaptic membrane.